Molecule: messenger RNA, 490 nt
Organism: Neurospora tetraspora
Lineage: Eukaryota; Fungi; Ascomycota; Sordariomycetes; Sordariales; Sordariaceae
Exons: 5
Coding region: 154-411 (85 amino acids)
Biological process (GO): mitochondrial respiratory chain complex IV assembly
Cellular component (GO): mitochondrial intermembrane space
Source: RefSeq, a predicted model, not a curated record
CUGUUGUGAUGGUUGAGGGAGGAAGAUUUCAGGGUCCGUAGGGGAUACAGUUGUGGGUUAUUGGGGUUCCUGUUGUGCUGUUAACACAGGAACAGCCAAUACUGCGCCAACCCGACAAAACGAAAACGAAGGAGAAGGGAAAAGCGAUUGAAAAUGGCCAGCAACGACAAGGUGCCCGAGCAAAGACCGUCUGCGAGUGCUGCUGCUGCUGCUGCCAGUCAGCAAGAUGACGAGCCGGAUGAAUGGGACAAGCGGAUCUUCAGCACUGGGUGCGCCGACGAGAAUGCCAAGUUGACCGACUGUUACUAUGAGAAGAAGGAUUGGAGGCUGUGCAAGAACGAAAUGGAGAGAUUCAGGCAGUGCUGGAAGCUCCAGGGCAACGAUAAGCGUACGGACACCAAGGAUGCAUAAGCAACCCCAACUUGUAUGCACCAGGUAAUCCCAUAGUUGCCGAAGUAAAUACAGAGACCGAAAAUAUCCCAUCAACAAA